Folsomia candida is the source of this 2329-nucleotide messenger RNA. RefSeq names its product non-structural maintenance of chromosomes element 1 homolog. Gene Ontology annotation, cellular component: nucleus; Smc5-Smc6 complex. Gene Ontology annotation, biological process: DNA damage tolerance; double-strand break repair via homologous recombination. NCBI's taxonomy places the organism in Eukaryota, Metazoa, Arthropoda, Collembola, Entomobryomorpha, Isotomidae. Bases 1346 to 2182 code for a protein of 278 amino acids. The record is from RefSeq and is a predicted model, not a curated record. Gene Ontology annotation, molecular function: ubiquitin-protein transferase activity. The transcript has 6 exons.
GAACUCAGACAGCUUGAAACGGAGUUUAUGAGGAGAAGAGUAGCAUUAAGCUCCUUUUCGAUGACGUAGUUGUGUCAAAAAAAUUCACAGGAAAAAUAUGGCGCGAAAUCUUUUCACCAUGCUUUACUUUUCCCAAAACCCAUACGUUUUUUGUUUACAAAGGAAAGUGGGGAGACACGCAUUCACUAUGUACUGUAUUGCAUUUCUUGUAAAACCGUUUUUAUUCAGGUUUUUACUCAAUUCACUAAAACCCAAUGCAAUACACAGUUAGUGGACGGCCCUCGCACAACAAGUCUGGGUUACACCAGUUAUUUCAAUUUUUUCAAUUUUUAAAACUAUUUUCUGAGACUUUGAAAUUGAAUUUUGAAAUUCUUUCUACCGCUAUUGUAGAUAAUUAGCUGAUUAAUAAGAUUCUUUUGAAAAUUUUCAAUUUCGAUGGGCCAAUUUUGCUGAGGUACAAAUUUUAUAUAACGUUUGGUCUUAUGCUUUUUACAUACUUUUUGUACCUCAGCUUUCAAAAACGAUCGAAAUAUUGAACUUCUUCGUCGAGUAUGACCACAACGGAGUUAUCUAAAAUAGCCGUAGAAAGAAUUCCAAAAUUCCUUCUGGUAGCUGAGAAAUAAUUGAAAAUGUAGGGUUAUGACGUCAUUAUUAUGACGUUGGUAGUGACGACACGAGUCUCACGUUAAAGGACUUGCAAUGCUUAAGCAUACAACAUUUAUUGACUCGGACUCAAAAUAAAAAUGUGUAUCUGAAAUAAAUAAAUGUCACCCUAGAGCUGACAUAAAUUGAACGAUAUUCUCAGUAGAGCUAAAAUUUCUACUUGCAAUGAUUUUCCUUCAACUUUUUUUGCAUGCACUCUAUAAAAUAUUAGAAAUACUUUGCGCAUUUCUAUCCAUUCUCAAAAUAUAACCGAGAUAUGUCAACUUGAAAUCCAAAAUGAUUAAUUCUGAUUCAAAAUGGGUUUCAAAAUAGCAAUAGCAAUUGUAAUACAAUUAAUACGUUGUCCAUGGGUAGUUCCACCUCUUCAAGGGGCAACUCAUUAAAAACUGACUGUGCUCUAAAUUGGAGUGCAUUUCCAUGGUCCGUUUGCAAUGACUUUCGCAUAAAAUGAGGAAAAACGACAAAGUGGAAAAGCCGUGAAUUUGUGGGAGAAUGAGACCGAGACAAAACACAGAGCGGUGAAAAAUAUGCAUGUGCGCUAUCAUUUCUGCCGGCACAUGGGUUACUAGGAAGCUGUAGCGUAGGUAGCUUAGGUAGACGGUUACUCUCCGCUCUUCUCCAGGAAAAAAUUGUUCCAAUUGAAAACCCCAAGCUACUUUUUGGACCCAAAUUAUUUUGAGACAUGGAAAAGAAAGGCUAUGGAGUACUUCACAAGAUCGUGCUGCAAGGAAUGAAAUCCGGAGGAUUGUUGGAUUUUCACAGAGUGAAAACUUUGUUCUGGAGGGCUUCUAAUGCUCUAAGUUUGGAUGAGGAGCAGUGGACCUCCAUGCUGGCAAUAGAAAGAGUUUUUAAAGAAAUUAAUGAAAAAAUUAAAUUAUACGAUGUUGCGAUUAUGUCAGCAUCUUGUGAACUCACUGGGGAAAAAUUUUUCAUGUUUUUGGACAUGAUGGAAACUCCAGCGAUGAGAAUGGAAACCCUGUUCUCAAAAGCAGAAUUGGAAUUAUUUCGAAAGAUUAUGACCGCAGUUCUCCGGAAGUACGAGCAUUUUGCUGUACCGGUCAUGGAUUGCAAAGAUAUGGCUAGAGAAAUUAAUGCUCGCGACUUUUCCAUCGAAAUGGCUGAAGCAUUCGUGCAAAAAAUGAUAGGGUUGCAUUACUUUGCUAAAUAUUAUUUGGAUCCAAAGGGGCCAGAGUACGAAAUUACGAUUGGAAUUCGUACUAUUCGCGAGUUUGAACCCAUCCUUAGAGAAGUUUAUGACGACGUGAUGACUAAUUGCCAUCUCUGCAAAAUGACCAUGCUUCACGGACAUCAGUGUCCAAAAUGCAGCGUGUUUGUACACAAGGCUUGUCAUGAGAAGUAUAUAAAAACGUGGAAAACAUGCCCCGGCUGUAAGACUGGCAUGGUGAAGCGAGUCGCCAAACAAAUGAGACUGAAAACACAACAUCAUCAAGUUCACAGAAUUCCUCGUCUCCUACUAAGAUGCCAGUCUUGUAUCCAAUAUCAGAAGAACGGCGGUUAAGAUCGGACCAUCGGACCUCUCAAAAAAUGCCAAAUCUGACGGCGGAGCUUGACCUGUCCAAAUAAUUUUUUCAUACUAUUAUGAUUUUUUUCUACCAUUUUAUUUAUCCUCAAGAGAUAAAAUAAACCUUUACCCAUAUUCCUUGUA